Messenger RNA from Staurois parvus, 412 nucleotides. NCBI's taxonomy places the organism in Eukaryota, Metazoa, Chordata, Amphibia, Anura, Ranidae. The record is from the annotation of a GenBank genome assembly.
AUGGGUUACUGGGAUAUUCCGGACGGAACGAAGUGCGGGGAAAAGACAUGGCUGACGACGAAGAUAGCCACGGGGCUGGGUGUGAUGGGAUCUACAUAUCACGUAGUCAUUUUCCAACCUAAGACAGUAAUGGAGGGCAUUAAAAGAGCAGGAGGUGCAACUCUUACUAUGGCUGCACUUGGCGCAAUCUUUGGUAUGACUACCUGUUUAACAGCCCAGAUUCGUGAGAAGCCAGAUGACGCGAUAAAACUAUUUUAUAGGGGGUUGUGCAUCUGGUAUCCUCCUAGGAUUAAAAAGUCACAGCUAUGCAGUAGGGGCCCCCGCAUGUCUUGCAUUUGGAGGAUUAGCUACUCUUGCCAAGGUAGCAAAUAAAGAGGGAUGGGUUUGGAUUCCGUCUGAACCAAAACUCUGA